AUGACUUCCAAUGAUGGUGUUGGUGUGACGGAGAUUGAACACGACAGUGAAGCAAGAACACAUGUAAACGGAUAUAAUAAAAAAGGCUCUUAUAAUCGAACGAUUAAGUAUGGGAUUUCUACCGAGCAUAUUGUCGCUAUUUUGAAUCAGUCAAUCAAUUGUGAGCAGUUCAUAAGGUAUGAAUGUUAUCAUAGCAAGUUGUUAAAAAGCUCGACUGGUUGGUGGGUAACACGUCAAGGUUUAAAGAUGAAUUACUGGGGUGGAGCGGCAGUCGACAGUGGAAAAUGUGCCUGUGGAAUGACCAACAGCUGUGCAGGUCAAAGAAAAUGUAAUUGUGACAAGAAUGAAUAUACAUGGCGUGAAGACAGUGGAUACCUGACAGACAAGAACACGCUGCCUGUUACUGAACUGAGAUUUGGUGAUACUGGUAAUACUACCACUGAGUAUGGCUAUUUUACACUCGGAAACUUACGAUGCUGGGGUUAAAGAAUGAAACAUAUAUCCUGAAGUAAUGUAUGGGAUUUUUGCAAUAGCCUAAAUAGUCAACAUAUGAAUUUUCUUUUUGCACUGA
Dendronephthya gigantea is the source of this 571-nucleotide messenger RNA. RefSeq names its product neurexin-4-like. The coding region runs from base 1 to 486 and encodes 161 amino acids. NCBI's taxonomy places the organism in Eukaryota, Metazoa, Cnidaria, Anthozoa, Malacalcyonacea, Nephtheidae. The transcript has a single exon. The record is from RefSeq and is a predicted model, not a curated record.